AUGAGCUCCACUGUUGUACCACUUGAUGCGGACCUGGGUGACGACCAGGAAGUUCUCGAAGUCAACUUGCCGUCGAUCAGUGAUAUUGCCAACCGUUCGUUGGACGAGACGGAUCUCACAGCGCAACAGUCUGCAUCUGAUCAUUCGCUCAGUCAGCCAGAAGCCAUAGCGCUUGGCUUAACAUUGUUCUACUAUUUGUUUCUAGUGUUCCUGGGAAUAGUGACCUGGAUUCGUGCACGACAACGAGUGUUGAACAAACGAAAAGCCCGUCCAGUUCCAUCGUCUCCCCAUUUUGAGAUUGGUCCGAAUCAGUUACACAUCCGGUACUGUGAUGACGACUCGAUGUGA
Molecule: messenger RNA, 348 nt
Organism: Echinostoma caproni
Lineage: Eukaryota; Metazoa; Platyhelminthes; Trematoda; Plagiorchiida; Echinostomatidae
Source: the annotation of a GenBank genome assembly